Molecule: messenger RNA, 1651 nt
Organism: Dioscorea cayenensis subsp. rotundata (Guinea yam)
Lineage: Eukaryota; Viridiplantae; Streptophyta; Magnoliopsida; Dioscoreales; Dioscoreaceae
Product: myricetin 3-O-rhamnoside 1,2-glucosyltransferase UGT709G2-like
Molecular function (GO): UDP-glycosyltransferase activity
Source: RefSeq, a predicted model, not a curated record
CAAAAGCAAAAGCAUUCCCAAAUAAACUCCGAAGCUGAAACAAGAGACCAAACUCACACUUUCUCAAAUGGAUAAGAACACUUCUUCUUCUUCUUCUUCAGCUGCUGCUCACGUGCUCAUCAUUCCCUUUCCAGCGCAAGGUCACGUGACUCCGAUGCUAUCACUCGCCAAGCUUAUCUCCUUCUCCGGCGUCUUCACCACCUUCGUCAACACCGAAUCCAUCCACCGCCGUCUCUCCGGAUCCGGCCGCAUCGACGGCCGGAGAUUAAGGUUUCGUGCAGUCCCCGACCUCCUCACCGACGACGGCGGCAACGAACGUGAUUUUGAUUUUCCAAGUAUGUUUUUUAACCUUCAAGAGUCGAUGAGAAGAGGUUCAACAGAGACAUACAAGAAGCUAUUGACUGAGGAGUUCAUCGGCGAGUGGCCGCCGGUGACCUGCGUGAUCGCCGACGGCGUCCUUGAUUUCGCCAUUGAGGUCGCCGGCGAGGUCGGGAUUCCGACGUUGGUUUUCCGGACAAGCAGUCCUUGUUGUGCCUGGACUUAUGCCACAAUCCCAAGCCUCAUCAACAAUGGAAUCAUUCCCUUUCCUGAGGAGUGUGAUAUGGAUGAGAUAGUAAAAGGAGUGGAGGGAAUGGAAGGGAUAAUGAGAAGGAGAGAUCUACCAAGCUUCAUGAGAAUGGUUAAGUCCACUGAAGACAAUCACAUCAAGCUUAUGAAUGGUUUUAACUCCAAUCUGGUUAGUGGCAAGGUUAUUAUCUUCAACUCAUUUGAUGCUCUUGAUCCCACACUACUUCCCAUUAUGAGCUCUUACUGGCCUCCUAUUUUUACUAUCGGUCCUCUUCAUCUACUCACCAAAUUCUGGGUGAAAAAUUCUUGUUCAAGUAGCUUGCGGCAAGAGGACCGUACAUGUAUGACAUGGCUUGAUAAUCAACCUGAUAAAUCUGUUAUCUAUGUUAGCUUUGGCACUGUCGCCGUGAUGUCACCGGAGCAAUAUAUCGAGUUUUGGCACGGUUUGGUUAACAGUGGCCACCGUUUUCUCUGGGCAGUGCGUGAAGAUAUGGUGAAGGGAAAACAAGAAAUGGAAGUGACAAAAGAGAUGGAAGAGGAGACCAAGAAACGAGGUUGCAUGGUAGAGUGGGUGCCCCAAGAGGAGGUAUUAGCACAUCGAGCUGUUGGAUGUUUCUUGACUCAUUGCGGAUGGAACUCAACAUUGGAGGGGAUGGUUGCUGGCGUGCCCAUGAUUUGUUGGCCAUAUUUUUCUGAUCAGAUGAUCAACAGUAGGUUUGUUAGUGAUGUUUGGAGAAUUGGGUUGGACAUGAAGGAUGUGUGUGAUAGGAAUAUUGUGGAGAGAAUGGUGAGGGAGGUUAUGGAAGGAGAGAGUGCUCUUGAAUUGAGAAGCUCUGCUGCAAGAAUGGCGGAUUUGGCGAGAAAGAGCAUCGACGAAAAUGGGACUUCUCGUGCUAAUUUUGAGAGCCUGGUUUCUUACAUCAAGUCUGCAGAGCUGCCGCGCGGUUCAUGAAAUCUUUAAUGACAUUGGUUGUUGUGUUUCGUUGAUCAUUUGCAAACAUUUCAAUAAUCAAUUUCAAACUUGCAAAACAAUUUGUCGAAGUUUGUUAUUUGAAUUCUAUUUGACUCAAUCUGAAGGUUCGCA